Mizuhopecten yessoensis (Yesso scallop) is the source of this 479-nucleotide messenger RNA. Its product is annotated as TM2 domain-containing protein 3-like. The record is from RefSeq and is a predicted model, not a curated record. The transcript has 2 exons. The coding region runs from base 57 to 464 and encodes 135 amino acids. Lineage: Eukaryota; Metazoa; Mollusca; Bivalvia; Pectinida; Pectinidae.
UUGACUUCCGCGAUGGUUUUGAUUGGGUUGCUGCUGUCAUAGUCGUGGGAAUCCUGAUGGAUUUGACGUCUUUCGGGCUUAACUGGGCUGUGAUAACUCUUUUGGCUCUUUCAGGUCUUCUUUGUAUCGACACAGCAACUAAUGAAAAUAGUGCAGGUCCCACACCAUCCUCGCCUGUAGAAAAUGGUGCUUCAUCUCAACAGCAACUAAAUGUUACAAAUUCUGUUGGGCCAUCUUCAGAAGACCAAGUUUCUUCUGGGAAUCAAAAUGAGUUCUGCCCUGAUGGAGUCGAGUGUCACAAACUAGGAGCCGAAUGCAUUAACUGUAACCUCAACACAAACUGCCAGUAUGGAAGUAAAGAGACGGCUCAGUGCACUGUGAAGAGUGAAAUUGAUUGUACAGUAAGUUUUGUUUUUGCCAUUCUGUUGCCUUUAGUAUACAAAGUUAAACUAAUCAAUAGAUAAAGAUGACCAUGACAA